AAAAACUCCACAGCCUUUCACGGACAGCCUGCAGGAGCCUCUCUCCCCUCUGCUGCUGCGCAAGCCAGUGAGACCAACCCACAGGACCACAGAGACACCAUGAAGAGCCUGCUACUUCUCUCCAUUCUGGCUGCCUUGGCCGUGGCAGUUCUGUGCUAUGAAUCUCAUGAAAGCAUGGAAUCCUAUGAAAUUUAUCCCUUCACUAACAGGAGAAAUGCUAAUACUUUUAUAUCCCCGCAACAGAGAUGGAGAGCUAAAGCCCAUGAAAGGAUUAGAGAAAGGACCAAGCCCACCUAUGAGAUCAAUCGGGAAGCCUGUGAUGACUUCAAGCUUUGCGAACGCUAUGCCAUGGUUUAUGGAUACAAUGCUGCCUACAAUCGCUAUUUCCCACAGCGCCGAGGGGGCAAAUGAGAUUGGAAAAAGUCUCUUUCUUUCCAGAGCCUGGUGCCUGGUUUUGUAUUUCUUUGCAGUAGCAUCACUGAACUAUAUAAACACAUACAAACUGCUUAUUUCUUAAACGUUCUUGUCUGGCUGCAGCCCUCCUCCCUGCCCCCAGAUUGAUAAGCAAUGAAAGCGAAGCAUAGUGAAAGUCAAGAAGGACUUAAGAUGUGUAAUUAUUACAAAAUAAACUGCUGGUUGGAUACUUUCA
Molecule: messenger RNA, 649 nt
Organism: Acinonyx jubatus (cheetah)
Lineage: Eukaryota; Metazoa; Chordata; Mammalia; Carnivora; Felidae
Gene: MGP
Product: matrix Gla protein
Exons: 4
Coding region: 100-411 (103 amino acids)
Biological process (GO): regulation of bone mineralization
Cellular component (GO): extracellular region
Molecular function (GO): calcium ion binding
Source: RefSeq, a predicted model, not a curated record